AAGUCCCCCCAGCCCCGGAGCCGUGUGGUCUCGCAGAGCCAUGAUGAAGCUCCUGCCCGUUGCCCCUCUCCUCCUGCUUCUCCUGACAACGCUGGAAGCCAGACCAAAACCUGCAGCCCUGAAGUGCAGGACGGGUCCCCUGGACAUCGUGUUUGUGAUCGACAGCUCCCGCAGCGUGCGCCCCUUCGAGUUCGAGACCAUGCGGCGCUUCAUGAUGGACAUCAUCGGCAGCCUGGACGUAGGCCCCAACGCCACGCGGGUGGGGGUGAUCCAGUACUCCAGCCAGGUGCAGAACAUCUUCUCCCUCAAGACCUUCUUCACGCGGGCAGAGAUGGAGAAGGCCAUCAACAGCAUCGUGCCGCUGGCCCAGGGCACCAUGACAGGGCUGGCCAUCCAGUACGCCAUGAAUGUGGCCUUCACCACGCAGGAGGGCGCGCGCCCUCUGCACAAGAAGAUCCCCCGCAUUGCCAUCAUCGUGACGGAUGGGCGGCCCCAGGACCGUGUCACUGAGGUGGCCACCCAGGCCCGCAAUGCUGGCAUCGAGAUCUACGCCGUGGGCAUCCAGCGAGCAGACAUGAACUCGCUGCGGGCCAUGGCCUCGCCGCCGCUGGAGGAGCACGUCUUCCUGGUGGAGUCCUUCGAGCUCAUCCAGCAGUUCGGGAAGCAGUUCCAGGACAAGCUCUGCGGGGUGGACAUGUGCAUGGAGCAGGAGCACGGCUGCCAGCACAGCUGCGUCAGCACCCCCAGCUCCUUCUACUGCGAGUGCAACCCGGGCUACAGGCUCAACGUGGACGGAAGGACCUGUUCCCCCAUCGAUGCCUGUGCAGACGGGAGACACGGCUGCCAGCACCAGUGCGUCAGCGCUCGUGGCUCCUACUCCUGCCGCUGCCGCGCGGGCUACUACCUCAACCAGGACAAGAGGACCUGCUCCAUGAUCGAUUACUGCAGCUUUGGAAACCACAGCUGCCAGCACGAGUGUGUGAGCAUCCCCAACGGGCACUACUGCCGCUGCCGCAGCGGCUUCACGCUGCAGCCCGACGGCCGGUCCUGCAGGGCCACCGACCUCUGCAACGGGGUGGAUCAUGGCUGCGAGUUCAAGUGUGUGAGCACGGAGGGCUCCUACCGCUGCGUGUGCCCCGAUGGCCAGCAGCUCCAGGCUGAUGGCAAGGCAUGCAGCAAGUGCGGGGCCGGGCACGUUGACCUGGUGAUGGUGAUUGAUGGCUCCAAGAGCGUUCGUCCCCAAAACUUUGAGCUGGUGAAGCAGUUUGUGAACCGCAUUGUGGACCUGCUGGAGGUGUCCCCCCACGGCACGCGGGUGGGGCUGGUGCAGUACUCCAGCCGCGUCCGCACCGAGUUCCCCCUCAACAAGUACCACAGUGCGGAUGAGAUCAAGAAAGCGGUGAUGGAGGUGGAGUACAUGGAGAAAGGCACCAUGACGGGCCUUGCCCUCAAGCACAUGGUGGAGCACAGCUUCUCUGAGCUGGAAGGUGCCAGGCCUCUCUCCCACAACAUCCCCAGAAUCGGGCUCGUCUUCACGGACGGUCGCUCCCAGGAUGACAUCUCCGAAUGGGCCAGGAGAGCAAAGGAGUCAGGGAUCGUCAUGUUUGCCGUGGGUGUUGGCAAGGCCGUAGAAGAGGAGCUGAGAGCGAUCGCCUCCGAGCCGGUGGAGCAGCACUUCUCCUACUCGGCUGACUUCACCACCAUGACCCACCUCGUGGAGAACUUCAAGCUGAACAUCUGCCCAGAGGAAGGCAAAGGGGAGAUGGAGAUCCGCAGCCCGUGCGAGUGCGAGGCGCUGGUGCAGUUCCAGACGAACACUGUGGCCAUCCUGCAGAGCCUGACCGAGAAAAUCGCUCAGAUGACAGCCAGACUGGAAGACCUGGAAAAGCAGAUGGCCAACAAGAAGUGAUCCUUGCAAGGGGCUGCAGCGCUCGGACGGGGCACGGGGACGUACAGUAGCUACGUGGCAUUGUUAUUGCUAGGUUAUUGUAAAGCAUCAGUGUUUCUUCUUGUAUCACAAAAUCCCAGGGGGAUGUGGAGUAUAUUUAAAAAAACAAAAAUCCUUUAAAAAAAAAAAACAAAACACAAAAAAGAACUUGAGCAAAAGCUCCUGCUGCGAAGCCAAGGGGUUCAGCCCUCGCUGUUGCCUCGUUCCUCCGAACUGGGAGGACUGGGAUGAGGUGGGAUGACUGCGUGGGCAGGCUGGGCGUUGGACGAGGAGGCGUGACACCCGGCCUUUUCCCUGGGAUGAACCAGCCCUUGCACAGCCCCCCCGGCCCCCAGCGAGCU
Calidris pugnax (ruff) is the source of this 2289-nucleotide messenger RNA. It is a transcript of the gene MATN4, whose product is annotated as matrilin 4. Bases 41 to 1909 code for a protein of 622 amino acids. The record is from RefSeq and is a predicted model, not a curated record. Lineage: Eukaryota; Metazoa; Chordata; Aves; Charadriiformes; Scolopacidae. The transcript has 10 exons. Gene Ontology annotation, molecular function: calcium ion binding.